CUUGUCCCUUUUGGUCCUGGUCUUAAAUUAUUUCUCAUUUCUUCCUCCCCCUUAAAGACAAUCCCAAGAACUUCCCCCUCGGAUCCGAUUUCAGGGUCCUGUCUUUUCUUCUGCAUUGGGGUUAAAUCAAUGCUCCGUUGAAAAGCCCGUGUUUUGCACCUGUAGUGCUCUCCCGUACCUCCACCGGGCCCUCCCGUCCGGCUUCUGCUCUCUUCCACACGCUCUCUCUCGUGCGUGCUCUCGUUCUGCUUGCUUGCUUGCUCUGUCGCUGCUCGUUCUCCGUCAUCCUACUUUCUUCUUGUCUCACCUCCUCCUCCUCCCUUUUCGCUUCCACCCUCCCUCCCAUCAUUCCCCUUACUCUCGGACUUUCUUCCCCAAGUUGAGCUGUGCUCCCUCAGUCAGCCACCAUGUCCUCUCCUCCGUCCGGCAAACGCAAGCGCAGUGGCUCCCAACACCUCCCUACCGCCGUUCCUGCGCCUGCAGAUCUUUUGCAACCUUCCUCCCGCGAUGCGUCCGGCGAGGAAGGCGACGACUCCACCGGCCCAGCCAUCCCACUGCCCAGCCCCAACAAACACAGGAAACAGCCGUCCCAGGACGUAACAUCGACCGGCGCUGUGCCCCCGUCCAAGCGGGCCCGGAAGGCUUCCGUCAGCGACCACAAUAACCACGGUCAUCUGUCCAACGGCAAUGCGGCGGGAGCGCUAAACAAGGAAGACCCGGGCGAGCCGUCCGAGACCACCGUGGCCAGCAGCGACAUCGAGAAUCAGAGCACCCGACCGGGCCUACAGGUCGACACGACGACACCUCCAGAGCACUUGUUGGAGCCGCCAAAACGCGGUGGGCUUCAGGAUCCCGUCGGUUAUCACACCAACCCACCUCCAGUGGGCCGCCCGGUGCGGGUGUACGCGGAUGGCGUGUUUGAUUUGUUUCACUUGGGUCACAUGCGGCAACUGGAGCAGGCGAAGAAGGCUUUCCCCGACGUAUAUCUGAUUGUGGGUGUGACGGGUGAUGAGGAGACACACAAGCGCAAGGGAUUGACAGUCUUGAGCGGUGCAGAGCGUGCAGAGUCCCUGCGGCACUGCAAAUGGGUGGACGAGGUGAUUCCCGACUGUCCCUGGAUUUUGACCCCGGAGUUCCUCGAGGAGCACAAGAUUGAUUACGUGGCACAUGACGACCUGCCGUAUGGCGCGGAUGAGGGCGACGACAUCUACGCCCCGAUCAAGCGAGCAGGGAAAUUCCUGGUCACGCAGCGCACGGAAGGUGUCAGCACCACGGGCAUCAUCACCAGGAUUGUCCGCGACUACGACCAGUACAUCUCGCGCCAAUUCAAGCGCGGUGCCUCGCGUCAGGAACUGAACGUGUCAUGGAUCAAGAAGAAUGAGUUGGAGAUCAAGCGCCAUGUGUCGGAGCUGCGCGACAACAUCCGGUCUAACUGGACCACCACGGGCCAGGAAUUGGGUCGCGAGCUGCGCCAAUUCUGGCAGAAUAGCCGGCCCGGCAGCCCGGCGCCCAGCACCCGCAACAGCGUGGACCUGGGCGGCUCGCGCAGUGGACUGACGAGCGGACUGACGAGCCCCGUCCUGGGAAACAAGUCGCAUGUGUCGCGGGUUGAGGCUCUGGGCCGUCCCGACAGCCCCAUGGGUACGGGCCGCAAUGAGCCCCCGGAUUACUUUGCCACGGGGUACAGUCUGGGUCUGAUCGGUGGAGUUCGGUCAUGGAUGCGCAGCCGUCGCUCUUUAGUGGGCAGUCGAGCCCCGUCCCCUACCAGCGAGGAGGAACAUGAAUCAGAGGCAGAGCGCAGCAGCGGGCAACAGCUACAGCAAGAACAUGAGUAUGAACAAGAACAUGCAGCUGGUUCCCGAGCAUGAGUGAUAUGUGUCUUUGAUGGUUGUCUGCUGUUGUUGUUUCUCUCCCUCCCCCCCCACAACCCCCCAACCCCUCAACCUAAUCAACCCACCUACCUUCUUGGUUCAUGUCUUCCUGUCCCACAACCUCUCCCUCCCGAUAAUGUAAGGUUAGCAAAAGAACCGGUCGGGAUAUGAGCCGAACUUUUGAAAUUGGACAUCAAAACUUUUUCUUUUCUUUGACUGUCGCACUUCCUCACUUCCUCUUAUCUGCGCGGAAGCCUUACAGAGAAGCCUUACGGAGAAGCCUUACAUGAGAAGCAUCCGUCCACCAAGGGGAAUUCCAAAUCUUGAUGUGGUUCAAAAAGAAAUGAGUAAUGUCUUAUCUUUACGGACCUUUUAUUUGGUUCAAAAAUUGUUAGGGGUGAUGUAUCAUUAUGUGAUGGGAUGGGGAUAUUGUUAUUGGAGAAAGAACUAUUUCCUUGAGAUGAACGUUAUUUUUUGGGGGGUG
Molecule: messenger RNA, 2355 nt
Organism: Aspergillus japonicus CBS 114.51
Lineage: Eukaryota; Fungi; Ascomycota; Eurotiomycetes; Eurotiales; Aspergillaceae
Product: choline-phosphate cytidylyltransferase
Exons: 5
Coding region: 408-1868 (486 amino acids)
Biological process (GO): CDP-choline pathway
Cellular component (GO): nuclear envelope
Molecular function (GO): choline-phosphate cytidylyltransferase activity; phosphatidylcholine binding
Source: RefSeq, a predicted model, not a curated record